AAGAAAAGUGAAAAUAGUGUUAUUGGUUCGCAAGAUUCACACUACGGCAGCACAUAAGUAGACCUGUAAUGAUAUAGAAAUCUCAAAAUUAAUUUCAAAACUCCUAGAGCAAAAUAAAAAUGGCAAAUCGACAAUUUCCAUCUGCUUUUCUGAAGUCUGUGUUACAAAACGGAGUUGGACGAUAUGUGUGCCAGUUGCAACGACUGACUUUCCAGUUUAGUAAAGUCCAUGGAACGAGCAGAGGUGUUCGGGACUACAUAGAAGAGGAUAUCAUUGACUUUGCACGGAAGAAUCCUCAGGUGGUACUCUACGUCACUCCACAUAACAAGUUUUCUAGUCCAAGGAUAGUCGCUGAAUUCUUGAAUGGCACCAAGCGAUCCGUUCAACUGAGCACGCUCGACAGGGAAGAGGUCUCCACACAAGUCGACCUUCUCCGCACCCAGUCAGGGAACGACCUGGUGCGAAUCCGCAGGCCCUACCAUACAGACUUCCCCAGUAUUCAGGGAGCCUGGCAUCCGUUCGCAAACAAACCUACAAACCUCAACAUCGCAGAGUUUCCGACCAAGGAACCCACCUUCGCUCAUCCCAAGACAAGGAGAUGGGAUGUCCUGGGCAGAGAGGAGAUGGAAGAUCACUUGAAGGAAGUGAUCAAGCAGAAGGAGUCUGGAUCAUGAAAACUUGAAGACUAUUCUGGACAUUAAAGCUUUGUGCUCGAGAGAUCUUCCAUUGGGGAAAAAACCCCAAGUCAUUGGACAUUUUUGUAUGUGAUUGUGAUGAUCAUGAUUCUCUUGUGGUUGAAGUUGCUCAUGUGUGGGUAUAUAGAGGGCAGCACAUGGACGUAUGCACAGGAGCGUAAUACCCUUGGCUCAGUGUUAUGUAGUGAUUGCCAAGUUGCCUACUUCACAAACGACUAUUUACCCUUGCAUGAACAUCUUUAGUUGAAAAGUGGAGACAUGUGAAACCUCAGAAAGGACAUUAUUGUAUAUGAACAUUCACUUCAUAAAAAGUACCGAUAUAUAAAUGUACAAUGUACUUUAUCAAAGUUAAUUUCAAUAAAGUGUGAAUGAAUGAUAACUUUCAA
This is a messenger RNA of Strongylocentrotus purpuratus (purple sea urchin), 1081 nucleotides long. RefSeq names its product 39S ribosomal protein L43, mitochondrial (gene mrpl43). Gene Ontology annotation, biological process: mitochondrial translation. Lineage: Eukaryota; Metazoa; Echinodermata; Echinoidea; Camarodonta; Strongylocentrotidae. The transcript is spliced from 3 exons. Gene Ontology annotation, cellular component: mitochondrial large ribosomal subunit. The record is from RefSeq and is a predicted model, not a curated record. Gene Ontology annotation, molecular function: structural constituent of ribosome. Bases 120 to 674 code for a protein of 184 amino acids.